Molecule: messenger RNA, 2290 nt
Organism: Magallana angulata
Lineage: Eukaryota; Metazoa; Mollusca; Bivalvia; Ostreida; Ostreidae
Exons: 5
Biological process (GO): pyruvate import into mitochondria
Cellular component (GO): mitochondrial inner membrane
Source: RefSeq, a predicted model, not a curated record
AUGGAGCCUAUUGUCAAACAACCUUACGCCAAUGAAAUCACCAAUAGUCCGGUUAUAGGGCUCAGCCUGGUACAAAGGAAAGGAGGCGUGGCCUUCAAAAUUGAGUGCAAGUCAACUGUACCAAAGCUUCCUCCAAUCAAAACUAAGAGGAUCCAGGUUUAAUCAGAGGGCGAGGACUACGAGGGAUGGAAGGGACCAAAGUACAUUCAUUUUUGGGCACCUACUGUAAAAUGGUGCCUCUCACUUGCUGGUUUGGGUAACACCUUGCUUCCAGAGGAAAGACUGAGUGUGAAUCAGAGUUUAUCCCUUGUUGUUACAGGGUGUAUAUGGGCUAGGUACUCGGUGGUGAUUAUUCCGGUGAACUAUAACCUGAUGACGGUGAAUCUCUUCAUGGCCAUGAUAAACGGCAUCAACCUCUUCCGGGCAGUCAGAUACCAAUACAGAAUCAAAGAGGCAGAGACAACUCCGCCAAAGAAAGAAUAAAGAAAAUUAUAGUUUUACCAAUUGAAGAUAUAUAUAUAUGUGUACGUGUGCGUCUCAGGAGGAUAUAUAGACAUUUACUCUGUAUUUACUCUGACAAAAGUAUUGAUAUGGAAAAGGAAGCGGAAAUGGAAGGAGAACAGGAAAAACUACAAAGGGCAUGAAUAUUGAUAAUACUCGUUUCAGGGAAUUUUUAUUAAACAUUGAAUUCUGCAAAGCUACAGUGAUAUACCGGACUUGCACAAUGCCGACAAUUUUAAAAUUGCAAUUUUACCAGUGCUUAAAGUCUAUUGUAUUAAGUACAUGAUUACUAAUACAUGUAUUAUUGCAAAAAUUCCACUUGUUAUAUCUUGUUAAAAAUGGCAAUUUGUAUAUGCAUAAAAAAGUGCUCAUUUAAAUUUUGAACAUGCAGCAAUCUUAUUAUUUUUUUUGCUCUAUCUCGGUGUUUAUUUUUCUGCAUUUUCUAACUUUGUGCAAAAGACCCUGUACUUCUCAUUUAUGAUUUCGGGUGAUAGAUUUAAUUUGGUACCACCCCCUCCCCUCCAUCCUUCCAAGAAAAAAAAACAUCAAAAUGUGCUUCUACAGUACCGGUACUUGUUUAUCAUGCUUUCGAAAGCAGAUUUUAAGACCUUUGUUUCCCUGACUAAUUUCUGUUGAUGUGCCCAGUAGAUUAUUAUUUUUUUUUUUUUUAAUUGAAUUUAUCCAUUCACCUCUCUCUUAGGAAAUAAGUUGUUUGGGGGUUGGAAAUUUAUUUGUUGAAGACACAGUAAAUCAUUCAUAUAAACAUACACACAAAAAAUUAAAUCUGAAGCAUAGAUGUACAUACAUUCCAUUUUUGGCUAAUUUCCAUUUAAAGAGAUGUACCGGUACAUGUUUUUUCAAUAUAUAUAUACAUGUUUGUUUCAAAGAAAAUAAAAUAAAAUUUUCCUUUCGAUCAAGUAACAUUAAUGAUAACAUCGAGCCUGACCCAAGAUUUACAGAUAUUUUUAAGUUGCUCACAGUGUAACUCUUAAACUUGAUACGACUAAUAAUUUUUUAUGUACAACUUUUUUCAGUUUGACUACUGGAUGUAACCAGUAAAUCAGGUCUGGAUUUAAUAGUUUAAAUGAAUUUUUACAAAAUUCAAACAACUCAAAAUACGAUAUGGCAUCGCAAUGUUUCUUUUACGCAAUCACACAAAUUAAAAUGCUGUAUGAUCUGUCAGAACCUGGAAAUCUGUAUGAGAACAAAGAUUUUAUAUAUGAUGAAAAUUGAAUAUAUGUAAGACAGAUGCAAUUUUAUCAUAAAACACAAAGCAAAGACAAAUUGUGUUUUUCAGUCUAAUGUAAUUUUUUUUCGGUACUUAUUGUUUAUAUAUAUAACUAUGCCUGUGAUAGUGUUGAAAAACUAAACUAGAUAUUCAACACCAAAAAAAAAUUGUCAACGAUGAUUUCAAUUGAAAUAUGCUUAUGGUAUUUUUUUUUAAGUAUAAAAAUUCAGCAUCUAUGUGUUUGGUUGGUUCAAUUGUGUUUACAUACUCUUGGAUUGGUAAGCUUAUGGAAAUUAAUAUCUGCAGGAUAUUGAACUUCAUUCCUUCCGUUAAAUGUUGGUGCAUUAAAGAAUACCCGAGAGGUUACUUGCGAUAGAAAAUCAACUCCUAUUGAUUGUGAAGAAUUGUUAUUGUGUGAGUUUUUUUCAACAACAAGGUAAUUUUUUAAUGGAACAUUAUGCAUAUCUUGUAUAUAUAUCCAGAACAUGGUUUUUGGUAGGUUUUUAUUAUUUUUUUGUUGACAAUUAUCAGUUACUACUUAUUAAAACAAUUUUUCUCACA